Molecule: messenger RNA, 297 nt
Organism: Mirounga angustirostris (Northern elephant seal)
Lineage: Eukaryota; Metazoa; Chordata; Mammalia; Carnivora; Phocidae
Gene: PATE3
Product: prostate and testis expressed 3
Exons: 3
Coding region: 1-297 (98 amino acids)
Source: RefSeq, a predicted model, not a curated record
AUGGACAAACACUUCUUGAUGGUUUUCUUCCUUUUCUGCUUCAUUGUAGCAGUGACACCACUGAAGUGCAUGACGUGCCACCUUCGCACACGGACAGAUCGUUGUAGAAGAGGCUUUGGUUCCUGUGUUGCCCAGAAGUUCGAGUCAUGCAUGACUUUAAAGAUCUUCCAGGAUGACAUUCUGCAGUUAUCAUAUAUGGUGUGUCAGAAAUUCUGCAGAGACUUGACCUUUGAUCUCAACAAUCGGACUUAUGUUCAUAAAUGUUGCAAGCACAAUUUUUGUAACCUCAAAGUCUAA